This is a messenger RNA of Anolis carolinensis (green anole), 3954 nucleotides long. RefSeq names its product TOP1 binding arginine/serine rich protein, E3 ubiquitin ligase (gene topors). Lineage: Eukaryota; Metazoa; Chordata; Lepidosauria; Squamata; Anolidae. Gene Ontology annotation, biological process: protein monoubiquitination; protein polyubiquitination. The record is from RefSeq and is a predicted model, not a curated record. The transcript has 2 exons. Gene Ontology annotation, molecular function: ubiquitin protein ligase activity. Bases 202 to 3219 code for a protein of 1005 amino acids.
GGACGUGGAAGUUUCGCCAAACUCUGUGAGGAUGUUUGGUCGGCGCCUCUGGUUUUCCUGUCGAGCCGGAAGCCGGUCCUCAUGACCCCUGGUAGAGUUGUACAUCCGGGUCAGGGCAAGGACCAAGGAAGUGAGCGGCAGUUGUUGCCCCGGCUGAGGUGGACGUGCCAGGCCUAACCGCUCUCCUUUUCCUCCUUCUCGAUGUGUGACUCGCGGGAGCUUCGGAGACGAGCCGGCGGCUCCAACGGUCGCCGGCGCCAACGUUCGAAGCAGAAUUUGACACCGCUGACCAACCACUCGAUGGCUGGUAGCUUUUCGUCUAAAUCUGGCACAAAGAAAUUGCACCAGACAAUGUCAUCAUCAGAUGCAUCACCAGACUCUAAAUGCCCUAUAUGCCUAGAUAGAUUUGAAAAUAUAUCCUACCUUGAUCAGUGUUGGCACAAAUUCUGCUUCAGAUGCAUACAGGAAUGGUCUAAGAACAAAGCAGAAUGCCCUUUAUGCAAGCAACCGUUUCACUCAGUUGUGCAUAGUAUGAAAUCACAAAAUGACUAUAAGGUAUAUACAGUCAAGCCUGCAGAAACAGAUACCUUUGGCAACCCCGAUGGGAGGAGAUUCCGUUACCGAACUACUGUAACAAGGGAGCGUCGCACUUCGGCUUACCCUCGGAGGAAUCCCAACACUAGACGAACUGCCUCGCCUCCAGAUAAUGGAAUCCUAUUUGAAGGCCCGUUAAGCCAGUCAACGGGACAGAGAGACACAGAGAUAACUGAGACAAUCAGGAGACUUCGUUCCAGGCGACAGGCGAACUUGGAAGGCCGAUCCAUGCGUCAAAUUCAGGAGCAAGAAAUCAUCAACUUCCGUAGAGCUCUGUAUCGCUCUGGCACCCGUGUCCGAAGCAUCGAAGAUGGAGGGCGCUACCGAGACAUAUCCGCUGAAUUUUUCCGCAGGAAUCCUGCCUGCCUUCAUAGACUAGUUCCGUGGCUGAAGCGCGAGCUUACCGUCUUGUUUGGCGCUAAUGGAUCGCUUGUCACCGUUGUGCAGCACAUCAUAAUGAGCAACAUCACUCGGUACAACCUAGAAAGCACAGCAUUCACUGAUCAGAUAAAGUCCUUUUUACUUCAUCGGACAGAGCACUUUUUGCAUGAAUUUAUUAACUUUGCCAGGUGCCCUUAUAAUAUAGACGCAUUUGACGAACAUGCUAAUUAUGACUGUCCUGCACCAUCUUACGAGGAAGGAAGCCGAUCAGAAUCCUCUGUCAUUACCAUCUCUCCAGAUGAGACCGAUUCCCAGGAAGCUGAACGGAAUUCCUUUAUUGUCGGUACUGACCAGGCGCCUUGGGAUGAUGAGACCCCUGGUCCAUCUUACUCAAGCUCUGACCAGGUUUGUGCCACUGUGUCCACCACUUUGGAUACUUCAGAAACAUCUGAUGAAGACCCCUCCACCAACGCACCAGUAUUGCCAGCACAGUUACCACCUUCUGUGGAGAGGAACGAGGAUAGUUGUGAUUCCCUUGAAAACUGUGUUAUUGUUGGCUAUGUGAAGCCGCUGGCUGAAAGAACUCCUGAGCUUGUGGAGCUGUCUUCAGACUCUGAGGAAUCUGUUGUUGAUGGAGGAAAAUGUGAAGAAGUUCAGAAAAAAGUGAAACCCAUCCAGUAUCAGAGCUUUAGUGAUACAGAUGCCAGUGGGUAUGCAUCUCCCUUCUCUCUCGGGUCCAGAGAUGGUAGUGCCAGUCAUAAGGCGAAGGUGUCCUCCUCGAAUAAAAAACAAAAUUCCAAAAGGAGUGAAAAUGACAAAAAUAAAGCCAGUGGAAGUACUUGUUUACAAAAUUCACCUAGAGAGAGAGAGGAUGAUUAUGAUGACUGCUACGCUUUUACCAAAAGGAGGAAAUCCGAAGCCUACGCACCGCAAUUGGACCGAGAGCACCGUAGUUUCAAAAGUAAGAACAAGGAUCGUAGUCUGGAAAAACGGAAGAAGAAGAGGGAUAGCAGCAGACGCAAGCACAAAAAGGAUAAAAAGAAGUCCAAAACCCGAGACAAAAGCCUCUCUCGCAAAAGCAAAGUUCUGUCUCUGAGCGAUGAAAGCAUUUACUCUCGAGAACUGAGUCGAUCAAGAUCUCGUAGCAAUGAAUGCAGAAAAAGUUCAAGAAGGCAAGAUAGUGAUGAUUACUUCAGAGGCCAAUACCACAGCAAAUAUGAGAGGAAUGCCUCCCGAGAUUAUUAUGAAUUAUCUCAUAGCAGACGGAAUCAGUACUUCAGGCAUUCUCCUAGCCCAGACUAUGGAGUCCGCUCUUUUUACGAGCGAACCAAUAAUCAGAUGUCAAGAGGUCGCAGCACAAGUUACUACUAUGGAAGGGAUAGAUCAAGAAGUCAGUCCAGCAGUCGGUCUCACACUCCUUCUCGAGGAUCAGACAGAACACGAUCAGAGAAACCCAGUGGCAAAAGGAAAUACAAGACCCGUCACCUCGAGAGUAUGCCUAGAGGAAGUGAGGAAGCUGCUCCUUCUAAAAAAGAACUUGUGUUCGAAAAUCUUGUGCCAAAGCAUCAGGAUCCUUACAAAAGGACAGCUGACCUCUUGAACAGUCAGUCAGAAGCUGACAUCCCACAAAAGAAGACAAAAAAGACGUCAAGAAGCCCAAGUGUGGAGAUUGUUUAUGAAGGGACAGCCACAGACAUGACAAGGCGUCAGAAGAAGAAAAGAAAAUGGGACAGGAAGCCGCACGCAAACCAGGUGGGCUACUCUCCUGUUUCUUCGCCUGUUGUGAUUACUAUUGACAGUGACAGUGAUAAAGCUAGUGAAAUCCAGGAUAAUACUGAAUGUGACAGUAUCAUCUCCUGGAGUCCUUUGGGCCCAUUUCCUCCAAAUGAAAGGGAGACAGAGUCCCCAUCACUACUCUUGGAAGCCAGAGAUGGCAAAGACGUCAAAGCUGAUGAAGCUGAAAAUGUGGAGAAGGAACACAGUGUGACUCCCAGAAGGGACGAUGUAGGAGAUGAAACUCUAAGUGGCAUUGAGCCUCUAAAUGGAGUUGAAGAGUUGCAAGAUCCAGAUGGCAGGCAUGCACCUUCUGAGGCAGACAAUAACAAGGCUUCAUUUGAGCUGAGCAAUGGAGAAACUGAAUCUUUCCAUCACUCGCCACCCCACAAAGCGUCCUUGCUCUUACGCCUCUCGAAACAUCUUCAGGAACAUUCGUGUCAGUUGGACACGUCAAAACAAAAUCUAUAGCCUUGUAAACAAAAUGUUUUAUGAUAUGACUCUUUUUUAAAAAUAGGCUUUUCUGGAAAGCACCAAACCUUGUUUGUGUGCUAAGAAUGAUGAAAUUACUUCUGUGUGAAGUGUGUCAUCUUGAAUUUUUGUACUUCAAUCAAAAGGGUGCAAUAUUCCUCAUUAUUGCCACCCUCCCAUCUUUUGAAGACUGUAUGUUAGAUGUUUCUUGUGCCACAAAAAUAUUCUGUAUUUUCCCCUAUGUAAUAUAGACUUGCCAUAUCUCUCUUUUUUAAAACUUAGAAAAUAAGAUUUUUUUAAUGUGAAUUUUGGGGGGGGAACAAUUUUGCUUUUGUUUUGGGCUUAAUUUGUAAAGUUCAGUGUUAAGGAAACUUUUUUAAAAACAUGAACUUAGAAAACUUUUAUUGCUUUUAUAAAAAAUGAAAAUUGGAAAAAAAAACUUUUGCUAUAGGCUUCAUCUGUAUAGUUCACUGCUUUGUAUUAAGCCUUGGCCAUUUCUUUUCUAUCAGGGAUUUUUCUCUCUUUUUAAGAGGCCGAUCUGCCUUUCUGCUUUUUCUUUCUUCUCAAAGAAACACGCUUGCUGCUUCUCCCUCUUCUCUGCUGUGUCUCUUAAGCAUAUAUGUAAGGUUGAUGUAGGCUGUUAUUUAUGUACAUACUUCACAAAAGUUUUACAAUGAAGACUUUGUGAAAAUUCUUUGAACUGUACUCUCAAAUAAAGAUUAAUUUAUUUUUCUU